AUUCCCGCUGUAUCUUCUGUUUAAUGUGUGCAUGUGUUAGUAAUAUAAUAGAAACGGGUGUCUGUCUGCGAAGGUAGCAAAUGUGUUGGUGGGGGGAGCAUAGUCUCAACGAUAUUUAGUCGGCGAAAAGACUGUCAACACAUGUGUGUUUAUAAGCUGCGUUAUUAUAUUAUAUGUUCAGCCAAAAGAGUGUUUGAGGACGUCAGAAGAAACAUCUCCCAGUUGUUGGUUUGUACUGAGUGAUAAUUCGCCUGUCAGGCCUCUGGUCCUUUUUAGAUUUCCGGUGGAUUCAAUAUUUUUUUUUUCCAAACUCAUUUUUUCAUUUAUUUUGUUGUUGUUUUAUUCCAUUCUUAAAAUGAUUUAUGUCCUUCAUGCCUGAUAUUUUAAAAAUGGUGCAGCCCCCCCCCCCCCGAAGCUAUGCUGGUCAUAUUUCUCAAUUUCAACACAAGACCGCAAUAUUAUGUAACUUAUGUACCGGUGAUGUCUUAUUUCAUUCCGUUAAACUAUUGUCUCAUUGAUAAUUCGGAUACGGUUUGAGGAGUGCUUAGCUAAAUUUCCCAUAAACCAUUGAAAACUAUUUCUACUUUUGAUUUCUCAGCGCGUGUAAUGAAUAAUAUCUUGAUGUUUAUUUAUUUAUUUAAAAGAAUUCUGAUUUCAGGACCAUGGGAAAAAAGAAAGAAAACAUGUUUGUAUUUAUAAGGUACGUCGAUUUAUUAAAUUAGUUCCUUUUGUUCAACGUGAGUUUAAAAAAAAAAGGUUAAUUUAUUAUAUCUUUUGUAUAUAUUUGAGGGCCCACGAUCAAUUCGUAUAAUCUUUAUGGCUCCUGGUUUGAAUUCAGAGUUUGCCUUCUCUUAGAUGAGUUGCCGUACAAGGAUAGCGGGUUCCAUACACCCGGGGUGCUUGGGACGAUUGUCUUGGGUGGGGAUUGAACUCCAGACCACCAGCUCCUAGGAUUGAGUCCGCUUGUUUAAUGUAUUGUAUUUACCAGCUCUGCUCGCCGACAUUGACCUGUCAUUUAGAUUUACAUUAUUUUAUUAAUUAUUCAACUGAUCAGAUCAACAUAGGAGACACUCUCUAGAAAAAUCCGUCAAAAAAUUAAGUCUUUAACAAUUUUUUUUUUAAAUAAGAAGAAAAAAAAAGAAGUUGAAAAAAAGAAGUUGGUGGAUUUUUAAAAUAUCUAAGUAAUAGAGGGACAGACAUUGCGAAACUAAUAAUUAAGGAAAGAGAAACUACACAAAAAAAAUAUAGGCACUCAAAACAUGACUAUUAUAAAUCUUCAAUCUAAACAUUUGCCACAAGUACUACGACGUCAAUGUUGGCUCCCUUAUCAAAUGCUGUAUAUGCGUCUUCCUCGAUACCUUUACUCCAGACCAGAAGAAAUGUAUACAUUUCACUGCAUGGGGUUCAUCAUUCGUGACAUUAUGAGACUCCGGCCCCCACACACUCAUGUUUUUAAUGUUACUAUAAAAAUCACCGUUAACUACGCAUCUAUGUUGUUUACAUAACUGAGGUUCAGAACAAGUCUCACACGUUGUUUACUACACGUUUCCUUCUUCCACCACACCCCCCCCCCGCCUCCCUUUCUCUUAAGCUUGUUGGUCGCAGCUACACUCUCACUUACGACGGCGUACCCGUCCUACCAGGACGAGAUCCCUAACGGUAACAACGUCAACCACCCGUGCCUACCAAACUACCGCUGGCCGGGAGUGGGUCACGAGAACCGUAACGGGGGCGGCACAAGAAACGUGUUUGGCUCCGCUUUCAGCACCGCUGGACAUAAGGUGAAUCAACAAACAUUAUUCCCUUUUAAAAGAUAACAAUAAUCUUACUAGAGUACCCAACAAACAGGAUAUUGUGAAACCUGUGUUAUCAAAUUUGAAGCACCAAUUCCCAUUGCUCAAUUUUACAUUUCAUAAGGAAUAUAUAUGAACAACUUUGUUUUUAGGCGUUGCGUAAUUAGGAGUUGUUUAAUUAGGGGUUGUUUAAUUAGGGGUUGUUUAAUUAGGGGUUGUUUAAUUAGGGGUUGUUUAAUUAGGGGUUGUUUAAUUAGGGGUUGUUUAAUUAGGAGUUGUUUAAUUAGGGGUUGUUUAAUUAGGGGUUGUUUAAUUAGGGGUUGUUUAAUUAGGGGUUGUUUAAUUAGGGGUUGUUUAAUUAGGGGUUGUUUAAUUAGGGGUUGUUUAAUUAGGGGUUGUUUAAUUAGGGGUUGUUUAAUUAGGGGUUGUUUAAUUAGGGGUUGUUUAAUUAGGGGUUGUUUAAUUAGGGGUUGUUUAAUUAGGGGUUGUUUAAUUAGGGGUUGUUUAAUAAGUGGUUGUUUAAUUAGGGGUUGUAUGAUAAGGGGUUGUUUAAUUAGGGGUUGUUUAAAUAGGGGUUGUAUGAUAAGGGGUUGUUUAAUUAGGGGUUGUUUAAUUAGGGGUUGUUUAAUUGGGGGUUGUUUAAUUAGGGGUUGUUUAAUUAGGGGUUGUUUAAAUAGGGGUUGUUUAAUUGGGGGUUGUUUAAUUGGGGGUUGUUUAAUAAGGGGUUGUUUAAUAAGGAGUUGUUUAAUUAGGGGUUGUUUAAUUAGGGGUUGUUUAAUUAGGGGUUGUUUAAUUUGGGGUUGUUUAAUUAGGGGUUGUUUAAUUAGGGGUUGUUUAAUUAGGGGUUGUUUAAUAAGGGGUUGUUUAAUUAGGGGUUGUUUAAUUAGGGGUUGUUUAAUUAGGGGUUGUUUAAUUAAGGGUUGUUUAAUUAGGGGUUGUAUAAUAAGGGGUUGUUUAAUUAGGGGUUGUUUAAAUAGGGGUUGUUUAAUAAUAGGUUGUUAAAUUAGGGGUUGUUUAAUUAGGGGUUGUUUAAAAAGGGGUUGUAUGAUAAGGGGUUGUUUAAUUAGGGGUUGUUUAAAUAGGGGUUGUAUGAUAAGGGGUUGUUUAAUUAGGGGUUGUUUAAAAAGGGUUGUAUGAUAAGGGGUUGUUUAAUUGGGGGUUGUUUAAAAAGGGGUUGUAUGAUAAGGGGUUGUUUAAUUAGGGGUUGAUAAAUUAGGAGUUGAUUAAUUAUGGGUUGUUUAAUUAGGGGUUGUUUAAUGUUUUCCCUUAGUCCAAAUGGUAGCAUGACCUACACACACAGUCGGAUUGACGAACCUGUAAAAGUAGCAUAUGCUACGGACUCAAGAUUUUAAGGGCCCCAUGCCAAUAAAUAUAUACUUAAUGUUUGGUCAUCCUCUAACACAAGCGUUAAACAAAUGAUCUUGAGAUGUAUACCAUCUUCAUGUUGAACAUAUGAUCUCGAGAUUUAUGCCAUCUGUAGGUUAAACAUUUGAUCUUGUGAUUUAUGCCAUCUUUAUGUCAAACAUAUGAUAUUGUGAUUUAUGCCAUCUAUAUGUUAAACAUAUGAUCCUGUGAUUUAUGCCAUCUGUAGGUUAAACAUUUGAUCUUGUGAUUUAUGCCAUCUCCAUGUUAAACAUUUGAUAUUGUGAUUUAUGCCAUCUUUAUUUUAAACAUAUGAUCUUGUGAUUUAUGCCAUCUUCUUGAUAAACAUAUGAUCUUGUGAUUUAUGCCAUCUGUAGGUUAAACAUUUGAUCUUGUGAUUUAUGCCAUCUGUAGGUUAAACAUUUGAUCUUGUGAUUUAUGCCAUCUUUAUUUUAAACAUAUGACCUUGUGAUUUAUGCCAUCUUCUUGAUAAACAUAUGAUCUUGUGAUUUAUGCCAUCUUCUUGAUAAACAUAUGAUCCUGUGAUUUAUGCCAUCUGUAGGUUAAACAUUUGAUCUUGUGAUUUAUACCAUCUUUAUGGUAAACAAAUGAUCUUGUGAUUUAUACCAUCUUUAUGUUAAACAAAUGAUCUUGUGAUUUAUACGAUCUUUAGAACCUUUUAAUUUGGUGUCAUUAUUGUGAAAGAAAGAGCACAAAAGUGUUACUAAGUGUGACUUAGUUUAGUUGAUGUCAUUUAGUGUGUCUUAGUUUAGUCAAUGUGACUUAGUGUGAAUUAGCUUAGUUAAUGUGACUUAGUGUGACUUAAUGUGACUUAGUGCGUCUUAGUUUAGUCAAUUUGACUUAGUGUUAUUAAAUUUAGUUAAUGUGACUUAAUGUGACGUAGCUUAGUUAAUGUGACUUAGUGUGACCUAGUUUAGUUAAUGUGACUUAGUGUGACCUAGUUUAGUUAAUGUGACUUAGUGUGACUAAGUUUAGUUAAUUUGACUUAGUUUGACCUAGUUUAUUUAAUUUGAUUUAGUGGGACUCUUCAAUAUUUUUAUCUUAAUUUAAACGUUUGUUAGUGUUUUAUGAUUUUAAAAAUUUAAAACAGAUCAAGAGUUACAUUACAUAAAACAAACACACACACACACACACAUAUAGUUAGGGUUAGUGCCAUAGUUAGGGUUAGUGCCAUAUAUAAUAUGUUAAUUAAAGAGUGGAAAACUUGACAAAAAAAUGGAUUAGAAAUUAAUACAAUUGAUAGCGACGACAUGACUAAGCUUUACGAGAAUGUGCACAAAUCACUAGUGAUAUUUUCGUACGUAUUCAGACUGACAACAAAGUAUCUGGACCGGAUGCAACAAACUGCACCCGACUCGGUCUUAUAAUUUCUCAAUGCUAUCAUAACUUCUGCUUUCCACGGAUACAUCCUAUGUAUAACAAUGCUAUCAUAACUUCUGCUUACCACGGAUACAUCCUAUGUAUAAAUAUAAAUAUAUCAAUAUCAAUAUAUAACGUUUAAACAAUAAUGUUGACUGCGCUGUUAUUUCUGAUGAUGAAUCUUACCAUGCAAAUUAAAAAAUGUAUCCUCUCUCUCUUAACAUAUCCUACAUGUCCCGUAAAAUUCGUCCCUGCCUUAUACUCGAAAGUCCCGAUACCCUAAAAUUAUUGAGUUCUAACUAUCUAGACAAAACAGACUCUUAAAAUGAGACAAUACGUUGUUGUUGUUUUGAUUCAUCGGAUCGUAACGCAUUUUGAAUCAGACAUUGACCAGGCGUUGUUUGCUAGCGGUGUAUCCUUUAAUUUACUAGCCAUGUUAUUUUGCAAUGUGCACUAGGUGUUGACUUGAACUUUCUUAUGAUAGCCCCACUCCCCCACACACACACCCUGUGGUGCAGGCAGCUAUUCCCUCAGGGUGAUAUUUUCAAGAUUGUCAAAUAAAGCUCCCAGUAUGCACCUGAGACAGUAAGGGAGACAUUUAAAACAUGAUCAGAUCUCUGCCUGAGACAGUGGGGAAGACAUUUAAAACAUCAUCAGGUCUCUGUCUGAGACAGUAGGGAAGACAUUUAAAACAUUAUCAGGUCUCUGCCUGAGACAGUAGGGAAGACAUUUAAAACAUUAUCAGGUCUUUGCCUGAGACAGUAGGGAUGACAUUUAAAACAUGAUCAGAUCUCUGCCUGAGACAGUGGGGAAGACAUUUAAAACAUCAUCAGGUCUCUGCCUGAGACAGUACGAAAGACAUUUAAAAUAUGAUCAGAUCUCUGCCUGAGACAGUAGGGAAGACAUUUAAAACAUUAUCAGGUCUCUGCCUGAGACAGUAGGGAAGACAUUUACAAUAUGAUCAGAUCUCUGCCUUACGAUAUUAACUAAAUGCUAAGCUAUCGUGUCUGGGUUUUCCUCAGUGGACCAAGUCUCUGUGUCAACAAGAUUCUGACGGCGACGGUAAGACCAAUGGUGACGAGCUUGGAGACCCCAAUUGUGUGUGGGCUAAAGGUCAAGUCCCUACACGAACGACAGGCAUCACGCACCCAGGUAGAAGGCCCAGGUCAUCUUACCAUAAUUCUUAUUCGUUAAGGCUCUAAGCAUCUCCAUUGACAUUGAUGAGAUAGGGGGCCAGCGUCUCUUACCGCUGGCCACGUUUCUUACCGUUCGCCAUCCUCCUGCGUUUCACGUGGGCAACAGUCCUGCGUUUCUUACCGUAGGCCACAGUCCUGCAUCUCUCACCGUGGGAAAUUUUCCUUCAUUUCCCGCCAAGGUCCAUAUCCCAGUCCCAUUCCCAGGUAGCUAUAGCCAGGGCCGUUUUAGGAUCGUCGUAGGCUCUAGGCCCUUUUGCAUACAAAAUACCUUUGUAUAAGUUCUUUCAAUUUAAUGUCGACGUUAUUCAAUUGUUCAUAUGUUUACAUUGCUUAAAGUACUUUAGUUGUUAAUGCCUUUUACUUUUUAUAAAUAAUUAGGAUUUUUAAAAAACAUAACCGAGCCUAUAAAAUAUGUAGUACCAACAACCCGGGGCUUACAUAAAAUGUGGCAACCACAUCCCAGUGGCUACAUAAAAUGUGGCAACCACAUCCCAGUGGCUACAUAAAAUGUGGCAACCACAUCCCAGUGGCUACAUAAAAUGUGGCAACCACACCCCAGUGGCUACAUAAAAUGUGGCAACCACAUCCCAGUGGCUACAUAAAAUGUGGCAACCACAUCCCAGUGGCUACAUAAAAUGUGGCAACCACAUCCCAGUGGCUACAUAAAAUGUGGCAACCACAUCCCAGUGGCUACAUAAAAUGUGGCAACCACAUUCCAGUGGCUACAUAAAAUGUGGCAACCACAUCCCAGUGGCUACAUAAAAUGUGGCAACCACAUCCCAGUGGCUACAUAAAAUGUGGAAACCACAUCCCAGUGGCUACAUAAAAUGUGGCAACUACAUCCCAGUGGCUACAUAAAAUGUGGAAACCACAUCCCAGUGGCUACAUAAAAUGUGGCAACGACAUCCCAGUGGCUACAUAAAAUGUGGCAACUACAUCCCAGUGGCUACAUAAAAUGUGGCAACCACAUCCCAGUGGCUACAUAAAAUGUGGAAACCACAUCCCAGUGGCUACAUAAAAUGUGGCAACCACAUCCCAGUGGCUACAUAAAAUGUGGUAACUACAUCCCAGUGGCUACAUAAAAUGUGGAAACCACAUCCCAGUGGCUACAUAAAAUGUGGCAACGACAUCCCAGUGGCUACAUAAAAUGUGGCAACCACACCCCAGUGGCUACAUAAAAUAUGGCAACCACAUCCCAGUGGCUACAUAAAAAGUGGCAACCACAUCCCAGUGGCUACAUAAAAUGUGGCAACCACAUCCCAGUGGCUACAUAAAAUGUGGCAACCACAUCCCAGUGGCUACAUAAAAUGUGGCAACCACAUCCCAGUGGCUACAUAAAAUAUCCCAGUUGCUACAUAAAAUGUGGAAACCACAUCCCAAUGGCUACAAAAAAUGUGGCAACCACAUCCCAGGAGCUUACAUAAAAUGUGGCAACCACAUCCCAGUGGCUACAUAAAAUAAGGAAACCACAUCCCAGUGGCUACAUAAAAUGUGGCAACUAUAUCCCAGUGGCUACAUAAAAUGUGGAAACCACAUCCCAGUGGCUACAUAAAAUGUGGCAACGACAUCCCAGUGGCUACAUAAAAUAUGGCAACUACAUCCCAGUGGCUUAAUAAAAUGUGGCAACCACAUCCCAGUGUAUACAUAAAAUGUGGAAACCACAUCCCAGUGGCUACAUAAAAUGUGGCAACUACAUCCCAGUGGCUACAUAAAAUUUGGAAACCAAAUCCCAGUGGCUACAUAAAAUGUGGCAACCACAUCCCAGUGGCUACAUAAAAUGUGGAAAAACAUCCCAGUGGCUACAUAAAAUCUGGCAACUACAUCGCAGUGGCUACAUAAAAUGUGGAAACCACAUCCCAGGGGCUUACAUAAAAUGUGGCAACCACAUCCCAGUGGCUACAUAAAAUGUGGCAACCACAUCCCAGUGGCUACAUAAAAUGUGGCCACCACAGCCCAGUGGCUACAUAAAAUGUGGCAACCACAUCCCAGUGGCUACAUAAGAUGUGGCAACCACAUCCCAGUUGCUACAUAAAAUGUGGCAACCACACCCAAGUGGCUACAUAAAAUGUGGCAACCACACCCAAGUGGCUACAUAAAAUGUGGCAACCACAUCCCAGUGGCUACAUAAAAUGUGGCAACCACAUCCCAGUGGCUACAUAAAAUGUGGCAACCACAUCCCAGUGGCUACAUAAAAUGUGGCAACGACAUCCCAGUGGCUACAUAAAAUGUGGCAACUACAUCCCAGUGGCUACAUAAAAUGUGGCAACCACAUCCCAGUGGCUACAUAAAAUGUGGAAACCACAUCCCAGUGGCUACAUAAAAUGUGGAAACCACAUCCCCGUGGCUACAUAAAAUGUGGCAACCACAUCCCAGUGGCUACAUAAAAUGUUGCAACCACAUCGCAGUGGCUACAUAAAAUGUGGCAACCACAUCCCAGUGGCUACAUAAAAUGUGGCAACCACACCCAAGUGGCUACAUAAGAAGUGGCAACCACAUCCCAGUGGCUACAUAAAAUGUGGCAACCACACCCAAGUGGCUACAUAAAAUGUGGCAACCACACCCAAGUGGCUACAUAAAAUGUGGCAACCACAUCCCAGUGGCUACAUAACAUGUGGCAACCACACCCCAGUGGCUACAGAAAAUGUGGCAACCACACCCCAGUGGCUACAUAAAAUGUGGCAACCACACCCAAGUGGCUACAUAAAAUGUGACAACCACAUUCCAGUGGCUACAUAAAAUGUGGAAACCACAUUCCAGUGGCUACAUAAAAUGUGGCAACCACACCCCAGUGGCUACAUAAAAUGUGUCAACCACACCCCAGUGGCUACAUAAAAUGUGGCAACCACAUCCCAGUGGCUACAUAAAAUGUGGCAACCUCAUCCCAGUGGCUACAUAAAAUGUGGCAACCACAUCCCAGUGGCUACAUAAAAUGUGGCAACCACACCCCAGUGGCUACAUAAAAUGUGGCAACCACAUCCCAGUGGCUACAUAAAAUGUGGCAACCACAUCCCAGUUGCAAAAUAAUUGAGAUCCACUUUCCAUGAUUUUCUUGAGUGACUGAUUGAUUGGAUAUUUAUGUUGCGCCGGUAUCCAUGCCAUUUAAGAUAAUUCACUGCGCUCUGGUUUUCUUAAAUCUAUUUAAAUAAAAAAGUUGUAAAAUGUUUCUAAAUUAGUUGUUUUUUUUUCAUUUUUAAUUCCCCUCAAAGACUGUCCUCAAAUUUCUGAUCAAUAGGUUUAAAUUAGUUUUAUGAUCUAUAUUUGAAGACCUCAGCGGGAAAUCCAAAACGUGACCUUUGCAAAUGCAAAAAGCCGAAAAGUUAAUACCAUUAAUAUAUCAUUUUAUUUAUAAAGAUCAUUAUAAACAUUACAAAUCUGUAAGAUUUUCUGAAAUACAAAUACAUGAAAAAAACACAUAAAUAUUGUAAGUUCAAUUUUGUUUUUGUUAUAUUGGGUUAUAUUCCAAUUUUAAAAUUUCAUUUUUAAAACUUUCGUAGUCCCCUGAAGGUUCGUAGGACCCACGCACAGUGCGUACUCUGGUAGUCCCCUGAAGGUUCGUAGGACCCACGCACAGUGCGUACUCUGGUAGUCCCCUGAAGGUUCGUAGGACCCACGCACAGUGCGUACUCUGGUAGUCCCCUGAAGGUUCGUAGGACCCACGCACAGUGCGUACUCUGGUAGUCCCCUGAAGGUUCGUAGGACCCACGCACAGUGCGUACUCUGGUAGUCCCCUGAAGGUUCGUAGGACCCACGCACAGUGCGUACUCUGGUAGUCCCCUGAAGGUUCGUAGGACCCACGCACAGUGCGUACUCUGGUAGUCCCCUGAAGGUUCGUAGGACCCACGCACAGUGCGUACUCUGGUAGUCCCCUGAAGGUUCGUAGGACCCACGCACAGUGCGUACUCUGGUAGUCCCCUGAAGGUUCGUAGGACCCACGCACAGUGCGUACUCUGGUAGUCCCCUGAAGGUUCGUAGGACCCACGNGGGGGGGGGGCGGUGCCAGCGGUUCCAGUUGAUUUAUUGUUUGACAUAUUUUUGCCCGGGGGGGGGGGGCACUUGCCCCCCCCCCCAAAUAUAGGUUAAAGAAACCCUGGUCAAAAAGAAAACGAAGAUUGACAGACGCAAAAGCAGACGAUUGUUGAAGAGGGCGAAUGUCCUCAAGUGGAUUAUUUAAAAUGUAGUGUGUCUAUGCAAAGAAAAUGUAUGUUCCCUAAUGUAUGUGACCAGUGGGUUCGUUCAUAACACAGUCGUACAUUUUUUUUUACCUAUCUGUAUAAUCACACCGGAUGUUUAUAUUUCAUACGUUAGGUGUGUGCGAACCACUCAACAGCACCAGUUGUGUGGGCAAAACCAGCUUCGUGUCUUGUCAAGCGGAUGCUUUCGACAACUGUGACGUCAUCAAAUCACCAGGUAACAUUGACCAAUGACCAAUCUCAAUCACUCCCGCACUAUCAGAGAAAACUUCCUGUUAGGUUCCAGCCUGCGCGGUCUCUCACGAAGAUUAGCGGAACCGACAGAAGUUUUAGCUCAGAGAUGUAGUAAAGGACCAAAUAUGAAAUAGACAAACCAAAACAGACGUCUCUCACAUCAUGUAGCAUUUUCAAAAAUACUUUAAAAACUAUUUGACAGCUGUUUACAUUAUUGCAUCCCGCAAAAUUAAAUAUGUGCGUGCGUGUGUGUGUGUGUGUGUUUAUUCGUUUAUUUUCUUUUAAAAUGAACUCCUUAGUAAUAUCUCUGCGAGGAUCUUCUCAUUAACAGCUCUGCGCUAUUUGAGGAUCUUCUCAUUAACAGCUCUGCGCUAUUUGAGGUUGUCAUCCAUAAAUGACGUCGCGCAUGUUGUUUUUAUAAAUAGGGUUGGGGGAAGAAGGUCCCAACAAUUUUUACAAUGGUUACGAGGGUUCCUAUAUUUUGUGAAAAAUUGUGUCGUAGAUAAGGUGAGUGCCAUAGUUAGGGUUAGUGCCGUAGUUAGGGUUAGUGCCAUAGUUAGGGUUAGUGCCGUAGUUAGGGCUAGUGCCGUAGUUAGGGUUAGUGCCGUAGUUAGGGUUAGUGCCGUAGUUAGGGUUAGUGCCAUAGUUAGGGUUAGUGCCAUAGUUAGGGUUAGUGCCAUAGUUAGGGCUAGUGCCGUAGUUAGGGCUAGUGCCGUAGUUAGGGUUAGUGCCAUAGUUAGGGUUAGUGCCAUAGUUAGGGCUAGUGCCGUAGUUAGGGCUAGUGCCGUAGUUAGGGUUAGUGCCGUAGUUAGGGUUAGUGCCGUAUUUAGGGUUAGUGCCGUAGUUAGGGUUAUUGCCGUAGUUAAGGUUAAGGCCGCCCAGAAUACCACGAAAAAACUCUACAGAGUGUCAAAAAUAACGCCCCCAAAAACGGAAAAAUGUCCCCCCCCCAUUUUACUACGCCCCUAGUUACAAAAUUCAGCGCGACGUUAUUUAUGGAUGCCCGUUUUUCCCAUGUCAGGAAUAUCAAUUAUACAUGUAGGUCUUGGGCCACUUCAUUCCUCUCAGACCAUCCAUCGCAUCCCUGUGGCGCGACAGACCAUGUAGGGCUUUCGCCUGCCUCACCACUUCCUUCCACUCAGACCAUCCAUCUCAUCCAUGUGGCGCUACAGCCCAUGUAGGGCUUUGGCCUUCCUCACCACUUCCUUCCACUCAGACCCAACUGAUGCUCUUCUUUUCAAUGCUUUGAUUCCCAGCUGUUGUAGAUCUUUUUUUUCCACAAAACCCAUCUAUCUUAUCCUACGUCAGCCUUUGAGCCAUUUUCCCUCUGGGGGUUUGAGCGAUGUCCCCUCUUCAUUUCUCUGUCAUUCGACAUUCCUUCUUCUUAAAGUGCAAGUAAUAUAAGCUAGUUGUUUUAAAAUAAAUCUAACUUUAAACAAAAAUAUCCUGAUCUUUGAACAAGUUGAAUUAAGAAAUGUUCACAAAACUAUUUGAUGUUAUGUAUAUGUUAUUUAAAAAAAAAACCUGUUCUCUUCCUCAGAUGUCAAAGGUAUCAACAUAACGUUCCCUCGGCACAGCCUUCCUUCAACGGAGACCAACUACAUGUGCAUGACCUUCGACCUCCCUAGCGACCAGGACUACCACAUUGUUGCCUACGAAGCCAUCAUAGAUAACUCGCAUGUCAUACAUCACAUGCUACUCUACGGAUGUGAAGAUAGUACGUAAUGCUCUCGUCAGAACAUAUUCUUCAUGCAACCGUGUGGACACAAUCUGGGUGGUUGUUUGGUCUGACUAGAAUUUCUUUUCUUUUUUUAAAAAUCCUUUAUAUUAACUUCGUUUUUUUGAUGUGGAUGACUGACCCCCCGUCAACCCAUCGAGCUGAAACUUGGCGUAUAGACUCGUUGUCGGUGACAACAUAUUCUUUCAAAUUUUCAGACCCAACCCCAAAAAUUCAGUUUUUCCGGUUUUGUGCAAAGGAAAGAUAUUAUAAAUUCCUGACAAGUCGGCUCAAUGAGAUUCUUUUCUUUUAAAAAAAAAAUAAAAUAAUAAUAAAUAUCGCAAAUGCGUAAUAUUUUAUUUAUUUUUUAUUAAAUUUUUGGUGAAUUAAAUCUUCGGUGUAAAAGCGAGGGGGUCAUUAGAAUAUUAUUAUAGUCAGGAGCAUUGAAAAAAGUGCGGUUGUGAGCCUUGGGAUUGGGGGGGGGGGCACUACGUGAGAUUCGUAUAAAGUGCGUUAUGAGUAUGCAUGUUUUGUCCAAUGUUAAGCCCCCCCCCCUCAUGGCUCGAUAUUACAUUUUUAUAAAAGAUGUAAACGAAAAUCCUUGUUUUUAUGGUUUGUUUAAUAAGUGGGAGUCAACUUCAAACGAAUGCAUCGCUCGUCAAAUUUUGAAAAAAGGGGGGGUUGGGGCCUUGGGGUUGGGGGGGGGGGCACUACGUGAGAUUCGUAUAAAGUGCGUUAUGAGUAUGCAUGUUUUGUCCAAUGUUAAGCCCCCCCCCCCUCAUGGCUCGAUAUUACAUUUUUAUAAAAGAUGUAAACGAAAAUCCUUGUUUUUAUGGUUUGUUUAAUAAGUGGGAGUCAACUUCAAACGAAUGCAUCGCUCGUCAAAUUCGAUCAGCCCAAUACCUGACUUUGCCAUGACUGCACUUCAUUAUCUCAUCUCAUACCACAGCCAACAGCAGUCAAAUCACGAAACCAGAAGUGUGCAGCAUGAGUUCAAGCAACUGUGCCACCAUCAUCAGUGGCUGGACCGUGGGGAAACCUGGAGAGUGCUUCGGGGACAAGAUGGGUUUCAGGAUUGGUCAAACCGGUUAUAGGAGGGUCAGGCUGGAGGUGAGAGCAGGUGGUUGGACUAAGGUCAGGUAUUAGGCGAUGGGACUAGGGGGUCCGACUUGAGGUGACUGGACCAGGGCUGGAGUUGAGAUUAGGGGAAGGGGGUGAUGGGAUUAGCGGCCAUGCUUGAGGUGAUGGGACUAUGGGUUAUAUUGCGGUACUAGAGUUAGGCUAGAUAUUAUGGGACUAGGGUAAGGCGAGAUGUUAUGGGACUAGGGCAAGGCGAGAUGUUAUGGGACUUGGGCAAGGCUAGAGGUUAUGGGACUAGGGCAAGGCUAGAUGUUAUGGGACUAGGGUAAGGCUAGAUGUUAUGGGACUAAGGCAAGGCGAGAUGUUAUGGGACUAGGGUAAGGCGAGAUGUUAUGGGACUAGGUUAAGGCUAGAUUUUAUAGGUUUAUAGGGUAAGGCUAGAUGUUAUGGGUCUAGGAAGGCUAGAUGUUAUGGGACCAGGGUAAGGCGAGAUGUUAUAGGAGGUUCGAGGUUGUGAGCCGGGGGUGAAAAUUUCAAAUAACUCCAAUAAGGGAUGAAUGAAAAAAAUGAUGAUUUUUUUACUGUUACUGUUACUGGUGAAAUGUAAACAUAAUAAUGAGUUUGAAAAUAUAUAAUGAUAACCUGGAUAAAGGACAAAUAUCCUCACUAUCAUUGUUCCUUCAUAAGAAAUGAAAUCCAAAUCUGAUUAUUUCAGAUAAAAGAAAUCUUGAUAUUUCAAUGGCUAAAUAUUUCAUGAUUAAAAUAUUUGGUUGCACGGCGUUUCUACUCAGAAAUUCGACUGUCCGAAAAUCAUAUUUCUAGUUGUUUAAAAAAACCCACCUGAUAUCUUUUAACAUAGUCAUACUUCAGUUGAAUUCUAACAAAUGCAAGUGUUUCUAUUCCAUCAAGAUCCACUACAACAACCCUAAUGAAGUGGCCGACUACACAGACGCCAGCGGCCUACACCUCUACUACAGGCCGGCCAGGGCAGGCGUCCAGGAUCUAACGACAUUCGUCACGGGUCAGACCCUGCUGGAGCUGCAGCCAGGUCGGGUGUUUUUUUGUUUUUUGUUUUUUUUUUAUCACUUAAUUUUUAACACUUCGUCCUUUCAAAACUUAACAUAAGAAUAGGAGUAGUUAAAAAAUAAGAGUAGCAUAUGAAAAAAUACAAGUUUUCCCGGUACUGUACACACCCGCUAUAACGUGACUCGGGGUAUUAUUAUGCUGUGAUGUCAUGGAACCCAACAUUUCUCAUAUUCACUCGAACAUAAUUUUUUUUUCACUAAGUACAUGAGCAAACAAAAAAAAAAGGGUGUACAAAUAUGACCUCUCGUACAACGCAAUCCCAUAGCAACUAAAACGUUGUAAGACCUUAACACCGCCUGCCCUCAAUAACCACAAGAAAUUUUAAGAAAAAAAACAUUUAAAAAAAAAACCAACAACCGUACGAAAUCAAGGUUCUUCCUAAUUUUAUUUUAACCCCAAAGCUAAUCGCACGGUGUAGCUAUUCGCACGGUGUAGCUAUUCGCACGGUGUAGCUAAUCGCACGGUGCAGCUAUUCGCACGGUGUAGCUAUUCGCACGGUGUAGCUAAUCGCACGGUGCAGCUAUUCGCACGGUGUAGCUAAUCGCACGGUGUAGCGUAAGCCCCGCAGUAACGCGAUCAGAUGUUACGGGCCUCAGUUACCGCUUUAAAGUGAGGUGUUGUUUGUUUUUUUAAACACGUAUUAGGCCUUCCUAAUAGACGCACGUUAACAACGAACGGAUCAACUGAUUCGGCUCCGAUUUGUAAUGUGGAUUGAAUGAAGUCUUUUCUUUCAGUAGAAUAUUGAUUCAACCUGUGACAGUUAAACACAUUCUGUCUUAAAGAGAACUUUCCGUGUCCGCACGAAAUAACUAGUUUACCUUAUUGAUAGUGUGAAUUUAUUUUAUUUUUUUUUUUCCUUCAGGAAAGUCUCGUCUCGAGCAAGUCGGUGUGUGCGAGGGCUCGUGUACAAGAAACGUCUUAACUAAGCCUGCGUACGUGGUGGCUGUCUUGAACCACAUGCAUUAUCUAGGUAAUUUUCUGGUCGCUGGAAUGAACCACGUGAAUUUUCUAGGUAAUAUUCUGGUGGCCGUCUUGAACUGGUGGCCGUCUUGAACCAUGUGCAUUAUCUUGGUAAUAUUCUGGCGGCCGUCUUGAACAACAUGCAUUAUCUUGGUAAUAUUCUGAUAGCUGGCUUGAACCACAUGCAUUAUGUAGGUAAUAUUCUGUUGGCUGUCUUGAACCAAAUGCAAGAUCUAGAUAAUAUUCUGAUGGCUUUUAACUGCAGCUUCAGCUGGUUAUGUCAUUUUUUGAGUGAGUGAGAACGGGAGCAGAAGAAACGGAUGAAGAGGUAGAGCAAUGAAGAGAAUGAGACAUUGGUGCAUGAGAGAUGUGGGAAAGGACGUAUGAAAAGGAAGAGAGAAAGGGAACAAGUUCCUCUGCUAAAGAAUGCAGUUCACCAACUAUUCAUUAUGGUUCUCCUCAAACAGGAACCUCAAUGAAGCUGGAGUUGUUCAGAAAUGGCUCCCGGGUGACGUACUUAAGUAAUGACGAUUUCUACAGCUAUGAUUCACCCGUGACCCAUUAGUAAGUAGGUCAGACGCCUGUCAGUGGGGGGGGGGCAUUAAAUAGUAAGUAUGCCAGACGAAUGUCUAUGUGGGACACUAAAUAGUAAGUAUGCCAGACGACUGUCAGUGUGGGACACUAAAUAGUUAUGAUGCCAUACGACUGUCUAUGGGGACGCUAAAUAGUUAUGAUGCCAGACGACUGUCAAUGUGGGACACUAAAUAGUAAGUGAGCCAGACGACUGUCAAUGUGGACACUAAAUAGUAAGUCUGCCAGACGAAUGUCAAUGUAGGACACUAAAUAGUAAUUAUGCGCUUGUGGGGCAGUAUUUAGUAAGUAUGCCAGAUCACUGUUAAUGUGGGACACUAAAUAGUACGUAUGCCAGACGACUGUCAAUGUAGGACACUAAAUAGUACGUCUGCCAGACUACUUUCAAUAGACUAAAGACUAUGUGUAACAUGAGAUUUAUCAAAGUUGGUGUUUGGUAGAAUGAAAUGCUGGUGGAAUAGUCUAUUGGCAAGUAUUAGUGGAAUGGCCUUUUGCUGGAGUGACCUGUUUGGUGGACUGGGGCUUAUUGGUGGAAUGACCUAUUGGUGGAAAUACUUAUUGGUGGAAUGAUCCUUUGGAAUAAUUAGCCUAUCGUGGAAUGACCUAUUUUUGGAAUGAGCCUCUUGGUGGGAUAACAUAUUCGUAGAAUGAGCCUUUUGGUGGAGUGACGUAUUGUUUGAAUGACAUAUUGUUGGAAUGACGUAUUGUUUGAAUGACGUAUUGUUUGAAUGACAUAUUGUUUGAAUGACGUAUUGUUUGAAUGACGUAUUGUUGGAAUGACCUAUUGUUGGAAUGACCUAUUGUUGGAAUGAUCUAUUGUUGGAAUGACCUAUUAUUGGAAUGACCUAUCGUUUGAAUGACCUAUUGUUGGAAUGACCUAUUGUUUGAAUGACGUAUUGUUGGAAUGAACUAUAUUUCGGAAGAGCCUAUCUUUUUGUCUUUAAAAUUUUCCGUCGAAACAAUGAAAUAAUUUUACAACCAAUCCUCAUUUUGUCCGAACUGACCUAGUAACUUUCACUCAACUUCACUCCAGCCAUGAUCCCCCCGUCCAGUUACUACCAGGUGACGAGAUUGUGACCACGUGCGUGUACAACACACUGACCUCCAGGCGGUGGGUUUAUUUUGGGGAGGCGACCUCAGAUGAGAUGUGCUUUGGUUUUAUCUCCAUGUACCCAAAGGACGCAGUAGUUCCAAGUAAGUUAUUGUUGUUUACUCCUAUUAGGAGAGACCAUGUACCCAAAGGACACAGUAGUUCCAAGUAAGUAAUUGUUGUUUGCUCCUAUUAGGAGAGACCAUGUACCCAAAGGACACAGUAGUUCCAAGUAAGUAAUUGUUGUUUGCUCCUAUUAGGAGAGACCAUGUACCCAAAGGACGCAGUAGUUCCAAGUAAGUAAUUGUUGUUUGCUCCUAUUAGGAGAGACCAUGUACCCAAAGGACACAGUAGUUCCAAGUAAGUAAUUGUUGUUUGCUCCUAUUAGGAGAGACCAUGUACCCAAAGGACGCAGUAGUUCCAAGUAAGUAAUUGAUGUUUGCUCCUAUUAGGAGAGACCAUGUACCCAAAGGACACAGUAGUUCCAAGUAAGUAAUUGUUGUUUGCUCCUAUUAGGAGAGACCAUGUACCCAAAGGACACAGUAGUUCCAAGUAAGUAAUUGUUGUUUGCUCCUAUUAGGAGAGACCAUGUACCCAAAGGACACAGUAGUUCCAAGUAAGUAAUUGUUGUUUGCUCCUAUUAGGAGAGACCAUGUACCCAAAGGACACAGUAGUUCCAAGUAAGUAAUUGUUGUUUGCUCCUAUUAGGAGAGACCAUGUACCCAAAGGACACAGUAGUUCCAAGUAAGUAAUUGUUGUUUGCUCCUAUUAGGAGAGACCAUGUACCCAAAGGACACAGUAGUUCCAAGUAAGUAAUUGUUGUUUGCUCCUAUUAGGAGAGACCAUGUACCCAAAGGACACAGUAGUUCCAAGUAAGUAAUUGUUGUUUGCUCCUAUUAGGAGAGACCAUGUACCCAAAGGACACAGUAGUUCCAAGUAAGUAAUUGUUGUUUGCUCCUAUUAGGAGAGACCAUGUACCCAAAGGACACAGUAGUUCCAAGUAAGUAAUUGUUGUUUGCUCCUAUUAGGAGAGACCAUGUACCCAAAGGACACAGUAGUUCCAAGUAAGUAAUUGUUGUUUGCUCCUAUUAGGAGAGACCAUGUACCCAAAGGACACAGUAGUUCCAAGUAAGUAAUUGUUGUUUGCUCCUAUUAGGAGAGACCAUGUACCCUAAGGACACAGUAGUUCCCAUUAAUUCGCAUUUGGUCCUAUUAGGAGAUACAAUGUAGCCAAAGGACACAGUAGUUCCAAGUAAGUAAUUCUUGUUUGGUCUUAUUAGGAGAUACAAUUUACCUGAAAGACGCAUAAGUUCCAAUUAAGUUAUUGUCUUGUGUCCCAUGAGGAGAGACCAUGAACAAAUAUGACGACCGAACACGUCAGAAUUUUCGCUUGUAUAUUUAAAAAAAAUAAUAAUUGGUUACGUUUUUCUAUUUUUGGAAGUUGGAGAGCUCUGAUUUUUUUUAAAUGCUUGCCAAAGAAAUAUUGCAGAGCACCACGAGAGGAGGGAGAAGAAGAGGAAGACAAAGAAAAGAUGGGAGGAUAACAUCAAAGAGUGGGCAGGACUAACACUGGGCGAUGCUGUGCGUAGUGCAGAAGACAGAGACGAAUGGAGGACGAUAGUUCACAUGUUAUCUGUGGCGCCACAACGGUCCAAGGACUAAGGGACACGAUGAUGAUGAUGAUGAUGAUGAUGAUGAAUGAAAUGCCAGCUCGAAACUUACCCAUUAUCUCUAUAUCCGGAACCCACUUCCUGUUUCAAAAGAAUCCGGAACUAUAGCAGCACAGUGUGUCCUGCGCAUGGCACCUAAACUUCUACCGAAAAUGUUGAGAGUUGGCAUUCUUUCAGUGUUAUAUUGACGUCAGGAAGUAGCUAUUUAAAAACAAAACAUGUUACCUCUAUUAGAUUGGUUGAUUAAUUAAAUCAGAGUCGCAUCCCUUGAUGAGAUACUUCACUACGUGUACAGCAGAUUUGGUAUUAAGACAACAAAUAUAGAAGAAAAAUUAGGAAGGAAUGAGCAUUUUUUGUUUUGAACUGACUAAUCAUGGUGAUCUUUUCUGAAGAAAAAAAAAUAUAGGCGGGAAUAUUUUAAGAACACAUGAUCAACGGUCCUUCCUUUUAUUUAUUGAAUUUUAUUUCUAGCAUAGGAAACAACUAAAAAUAUCAAAAAAUUUUCAUCUCAAUAAUUUAAGUAUUUCUAUUUUUUUUUUUUUUUUUUUUUUUUUUUUUUUUUUUUUGUGAGUUUCAAACUGCCCCAUAAUAGUUUGACUCUAAAUUUGCCGAGACUUUUUCGCUUAUCGGCUACAUCGGCUGAAUCUAUGUUUUCCCAAUGCAGUAGCCGUUUGUAGAGGCUUCUGAACAUAGUUAUUACUUUGUGAGUUACUGGUUUGCACCAGGUCCACUAGAUGUCGCUUCCGUAACAGAUUGAAUUUAAAAUGAAACAGAAAUGAAAAUUAUGUCUAUUUCGCGGCGUACACUUUGAGAAGCACUAUAUAAAUUUAAUUUAAAAAAAAAACAAAACUUUUUUUUAAAGUUAUCGUAAUAAAAACUUAUAAUAACUUGUUCUUGUUUGCCUUGGUCGACUGACUGCCCGCUUAGUGCCGGUGGGUGUAAACAAACACACUGAAUGAAUCAAGUCAUAUAUUUUAUUGAAAAACAUUAAACCCUAUCAAGUAUAAACAGUCUACAACGUCUUAAUUUCUCUGUUUCCCCCAUUCUCCCGCUCAGACGGAGACUGUAAUGCCGUCGGGCCGUUGUCUUCCUGCCAGCUGGCGUCAGGAGCCCCAGUCGGUCAGUGCAACUGGAAGGCAUUUCUCAACUUCUCCAGUUCAAACACAAUAAAAAUCGUGACCGACCUGGAGAAGAAUUGUAACCUUAAUGGCUUCUGCAGGUAUAACUCUAAAAUGUUACAGUUACUUAUAGUCAUAGGACGGGUGAUGAAUGCAGCGUCUAUUUUCUAAAUUUUAACGUGUGAUUUUUGUCUUAAACACGAAAACAAAGAGGUUUUAAUAAUUUAAAAAACAUAUAGUAUUGGGUUAACCAUCCAAGACAGGGGAGAUUACCCUUUAUGUACGUGUUUUUACAUGUAUGUUUGAUAUGUUUUUAUUCGUUUGCAUUUUACAUGUCUUAUUUCUAGACCAGAAUGCACAGCGGUCGUUGAGAAUUUGAGAUCACAUCCUUGCCUGACAGGAGAGGCGGGGAAACUCGUCAAGUAUCUUCUGGCAAGGAGCAAGCAGGGCCUGGAACUCCUCGGUCGACUUCACUCGUGCCCCACGGGUCAGACCCAGAGCUGUGUCCAGGACUGCCCGGCGGUCUGCAGUUUACAGGAGACGGGACUUAAUGGUGCGGGCAGAGGCGCUUCCGGUGCUCAUCUCGUCUCGUUUUUAUGUACCGUCGUUGUUGUAAUGACGUCAUAUUUUGUGUAAAGGUUUCUGUACCGUCGUCACUGUUGUGACGUCAUAUUUUUAUUUUAUUUUUUUUAAUUUUUUUUUUUAAAAUGAAAAUUAAAAAAAAAAUUAUUAUUUAAAUAAGAUGAACUAACUCAAGCCCUAAAACAAUGACUGGACAUCCUCUGCGUUGACUCAGUAAAAAUCUAUCAAAGCUACCACCAUACGGCUAUUUUUUCUUCUUCUGGAGCACUUGAUGUUCACUCCCAAAGAACAGUGUUAAUUUUGUUUUUCAAAUCAUCUUAUUUUGGGGAUCCUUCGCAAGCACCUGUUUAUAAAAACCUGCAAGUUUUUCUUUUAAAUGUUUGUUUUUGUUGUUCUCUGCGUUUCACAGCCAUUUAGAGGAGGUGUCUUGAUAUUGGAGUCGAAUAUAAAGGUAUUGAAAAGAAUGAAUCCUUUCAACAUAGGGCUGGCUACCUCUUGAUCAAACUUAGCAUCUUUCUCUGUGAUAACUCAUGUAACAAAUGGCUGGCUACCUCUUGAUCAAACUUAACAUCUUUCUCUGUGAUUAACUCAUGUAACAUAUGGCUGGCUGCCUCGUGAUCAAACUUAAUAUCUUUCUCUGUGAUUAACUCAUGUAACAUACGGCUGGCUACCUCUGGAUCAAACUUAACAUCUUUCUCUGUGAUUAACUCAUGUAACAUAUGGCUGGCUGCCUCGUGAUCAAACUUAACACUCUCUCUGUGAUUAACUCAUGUAACAUACGGCUGGCUACCUCUGGAUCAAACUUAACAUCUUUCUCUGUGAUUAACUCAUGUAACAUAUGGCUGGCUACCUCUUGAUCAAACUUAACAUCUUUCUCUGUGAUUAACUCAUGUAACAUACGGCUGGCUGCCUC
This is a messenger RNA of Lymnaea stagnalis (great pond snail), 20962 nucleotides long. The record is from the annotation of a GenBank genome assembly. Lineage: Eukaryota; Metazoa; Mollusca; Gastropoda; Lymnaeidae.